Messenger RNA from Meloidogyne enterolobii, 195 nucleotides. NCBI's taxonomy places the organism in Eukaryota, Metazoa, Nematoda, Chromadorea, Rhabditida, Meloidogynidae. The record is from the annotation of a GenBank genome assembly.
AUGAAAUUUUUUUCAGGAAAAGAAGAAAAAGUUGGAAAUUUCCCAGUUCGAAUGCUUGUAAUUCUUGUUAAAUUAUGCAAAGUUUUGGAAACUAAGAAACAAUUAAUUUCAAAUAUGAUAUCGAUGAAUGAUUGUGCUGAACGGAUGAAUUUAUUUGGUGGAAAAUAUCCACAUGAAUUUAAAGUUUAUUUUUAA